AUGGCUGACCACAAAAGACCAAGAUACCACUGCACCUCUCAAAGUACGCCUUUGUGGCAGACAAGCUCUGUCUGCGACGUUGUUCUGCUGAAAGGCGCCCGGAUAGUGAUCCCAUCGUCCCUUCGGCCGGCGGUCUUGACACUGUUGCAUGAAGGUCAUCAGGGCAUCAACACGACCAAAGCCCUAGCUAGGGAGUCUGCUUGGUGGCCUGGUAUCUCGGCAGAUAUCGCAUCUCUCGUCGCCAACUGUGAACAGUGUGCUUCCACCUGCGUGAACUUUGCCGAGCCCCUGCUAUCCACGGCCCUACCUGUACAUCCAUCGGAAUUCCUUGGAAUGGACUUCUUCCACCUCAACAGCCAGACGUUCAUCCUGGUGGUGGACUGUUACACAAGUUACCCUAAGGUGGUGACCCUGAGGAGCACGACACCUCAGCCAGUCAUCGACGGUCUCAAAUCAAUCUUUGCCUGCCAUGGAAUCCCGCAUCAAGUCAGGUCAGACAACUGCCCUCCAUUCUCGUCGCAAGAGUUCGCGGCGUUUGCAGCGUCAUACGACUUUAACCACGCGACCAGCAGUCCACACUGCGCUUAA
Molecule: messenger RNA, 588 nt
Organism: Dermacentor albipictus
Lineage: Eukaryota; Metazoa; Arthropoda; Arachnida; Ixodida; Ixodidae
Source: RefSeq, a predicted model, not a curated record